This is a messenger RNA of Acanthoscelides obtectus, 759 nucleotides long. NCBI's taxonomy places the organism in Eukaryota, Metazoa, Arthropoda, Insecta, Coleoptera, Chrysomelidae. The record is from the annotation of a GenBank genome assembly.
AUGGAAUACACUUUGACGAAGACGUCGAUUCGGACAUGUCCAGUGACAUGGAGCUCAACUAGUGAUACUUCUAUUUAUGUACUUUGGGAUCCUUGUUUAAUAGAGUGGUCGUUGAGAUGGCUUUGGUGUUUUGGUGGAGUUCCUAGUGUUGGAGUUGAUGUUGAAGCCGAUGAACUUGGCCUAGUAUUUCCAUCUUCCGAGGAAGAAUGGCGCGGGGUUGCAAAGGAGUUCGAAUGUUUGUGGCAAUUUCCCAAUUGCGUGGGUGCGAUCGAUGGAAAACACAUACAAAUAAAAAAACCUAGAAACAGUGGUUCAUAUUAUUAUAAUUAUAAAGGAAACUUUAGUGUUGUGCUAAUGGCAAUUGCAAAUGCAAAAUACGAAUUUAUAAUGGUUCAUUGUGGGACCAAUGGUAGGGUAUCAGAUGGUGGAGUUUUGAGUGAAACCAAGUUUUAUGAAAAGCUUAUAAAUAAAAAAUUAUGUAUGCCCGAUCCGACAGAACCCCAUGCAACCAAUGUGAUGUUACCAUAUACAUUUGUUGGAGAUCAGGCUUUUCCAUUAACUGAAAAUUUAAUGAAACCAUAUCCAGACAAAAAUUUAACAAGAGAACAAAAAAUGUUUAACUACCGACUCAGUAGAGCACGCAGAGUAUCAGAAAAUGCAUUUGGUAUUAUGGCCUCACGAUUUAGAAUUUUUCACACAAUAAUUAGCAUAAAUUUCAAGGUUGUGUUCUAUCGGAAAAUAGUAGCUGUAUACUCAUGA